UCCUUGGUUCUCAAGACAGAGCACACAUGGCCACGGUGUGCUCUUGAGUACUUAACUUCUUGCUGUUUCAUUACCAGUAUUUCUUCCCCCCUACUUUGUGGGUUUCAUCCUUACACCAAGGUGAUCGGCUAUGGAGCUUUACCCUGGAUACCUUGACGAUCAUUUCAGCAUCCUCAAGCUCAGAGGAGGGUCGGCGGCCCCCGGCGGCGGCUACAUGCCCAUGCCCUCCGCGGCGGCGCCCAUGGGGAUCUACGACCGCCGCCACCACCACCCGCUCGCCGACGCCGGAGCCGCCGUCUGGGCCGAACCGUUCAGGUACAUGGCCUCCGGCUCCGGGGCGGCGCACGGCGUGGAGCUGGCCGAGCCCAAGUUCGAGCCGCAUCCGAUGGCGCCGCACGACGUCCACGACCUCGCGCUGCACGAAGGUGCUCACAUGCCGGCCCUGCCGUCGCCCGACAGCUCCGACGACCAGGAGCCCGCCAGGCCGGGACACAAGAAGGAGCGAAGGCUCGCGCAGAACAGGGAGGCCGCCCGCAAGAGCCGGCUGCGCAAGAAGGCAUACAUCCAGAACCUGGAGACGAGCAAGAUGAAGCUGGCGCGCAUGGAGCAGGAGCUCCACCGGGUCAGGCAGCAGGCGCUCUACGCAGCCGGCACCAGCACAACCCACCCCGGUCUACCGCUACCAUCGUCCUUCGAUCCAGUCGUGGCGGCGUUCGAGAUCGAGCACGCGCGCUGGGUGGAGGAGCAGAGCCGGCAGACGCGGGAGCUGCGGGCGGCGCUGCAGCAGCAGCACCCGGACACGCCCGAACCGCGGCUGCGCGCGCUGGCCGAGGCCGGGCUGGCGCACUACGACCGCAUGUUCCUGGCCAAGGCGGCGGCGGCCCGGCGCGACGUCUUCUUCGUCAUGUCCGGGGCGUGGCGGCCGGCGGCGGAGCGCUUCUUCCUCUGGAUCGCGGGGUUCCGGCCCUCGGACCUGCUCAACGUGCUGGCGCCGCAGCUGGGGCCGCUCGCCGAGGAGCAGCGGGCGAAGGUGGCGCGGCUGCGGCAGACGGCCAGGCAGGCGGAGGACGCGCUGUCGCAGGGCAUGGACAAGCUGCAGCAGUCGCUCGCCGACUCCCUGCUGCUCUCGGCGGCGACGGACCAAGAAGAUGAUGAAGGCUUCGACGACGGGGCCGGCUCGUACUCGUACUCGUACGUGGCGCGGCGGAUGGGGGGCGCCAUGCGCAGGCUGGAGGAGCUCGCCGGCUUCGUCGAGCAGGCGGACCACCUCCGGCAGGAGACGCUGAGGAACAUGUACAGGAUCCUCACGCCGCGCCAGGCCGCCGUGGGGCUCCUCGCGCUCGGCGACUACUCCCAGCGACUCCACGCGCUCAGCACGCUCUGGGCGGCGCGCCCGCGCGAGCCCGUGUAACGGAGAAGAAGCUCGUGUCAGAACUCAGAAGAAGCUGCGACUGCCUGCGCGGUGCGCGCCGGUAAUGACCCGCAUUGAUCAGAUCGUCGUCGUCGUCGUCGCGAAGGAGAUGGAAUCAUGGAACUGGGUUCCUCGCUGCAUUCGUACUUCGUAGGAAGAACAAUUUACGUGCGUGUGUGUGCUGAUCGAGGCGACGAAUUUGAAGAAGCACUGAAACAGCAUCUUGAUCAUCAAGACAUUCAGACUGACAGAUGAAGGAUCCCUAUCUGUAAAUAUAUACUGUAGUACUCUACUAGUGCUUGGUUUGUGGAGUAAAUAGACACUGUUGAUUGCUCGCAUCUGUUCGUCGGAUUAAGGCGUCUACGUGUGCGUGUGUGUGACACGAUUUCCGUAUGUAAGUAUGCCGUAGCACGUUGCAAAUGUACAACACUUUUAUAGUUUUGUUACAGUAGGCUAUACAGUGUUCGCACUGGUACGA
This is a messenger RNA of Lolium perenne, 1889 nucleotides long. Its product is annotated as transcription factor TGAL6. The record is from RefSeq and is a predicted model, not a curated record. Gene Ontology annotation, biological process: regulation of DNA-templated transcription; DNA-templated transcription. Gene Ontology annotation, molecular function: DNA-binding transcription factor activity; sequence-specific DNA binding. NCBI's taxonomy places the organism in Eukaryota, Viridiplantae, Streptophyta, Magnoliopsida, Poales, Poaceae.